GAGGGGGGAGAACUUUCCCCAUAGACAAAGCUUGGCUCACUCAGCGAGACGAUGCCUUUCUCUUGUCCGGUCUCACAAGCCGCUGCUCUUUGGAUUUGGUGAUUCCUGAGGUUAUUCCUGCCAGUUAUUUAACAGGACGGAGAGAAACUGAGCCAGAGGAUGCUCCCGCAAGUUAUUAGGAUUCUGUAUAUAUUGUCAUUGUUCUUUUUCCAAGGAGGCUUCAUCAGACUGAGCUCCUGCAAGGAGGAGAUAAAGCCCCCCGGCAGGGCAGGACCACAGCUAUCACCUUCUGACUUUUUGGACAAGCUCAUGGGGAGAACAUCUGGAUAUGAUGCCCGCAUCAGACCCAACUUCAAAGGCCCGCCUGUGAAUGUCACCUGUAAUAUUUUCAUCAACAGCUUCGGUUCCAUCACAGAAACUACCAUGGACUACAGGCUCAACGUUUUUCUACGGCAAAAAUGGAAUGACCCACGUCUGGCAUACAGCGAAUAUCCGGAUGACUCCCUCGACCUGGACCCCUCCAUGUUGGACUCGAUCUGGAAGCCGGACCUGUUCUUUGCCAAUGAGAAAGGAGCCAACUUCCACGAGGUCACCACAGACAACAAGCUGCUGCGGAUCUUCCAAGAUGGCAGUGUGCUGUACAGCAUCAGGCUGACUCUUACCCUGUCCUGCCCUAUGGACUUGAAGAAUUUCCCAAUGGACAUUCAGACCUGUACCAUGCAGCUUGAAAGCUUUGGAUACACCAUGAAUGAUUUGAUCUUUGAGUGGUUGUCCGACAACCCAGUGCAGGUGGCUGAUGACCUCACCCUCCCCCAGUUUGUGCUGAAAGAAGAGAAGGAUCUGGGCUACUGCACUAAAUACUACAACACGGGAAAAUUCACCUGCAUCGAGGUGAAAUUCCACCUGGAGCGCCAGAUGGGUUACUACUUGAUACAGAUGUACAUCCCUUCCCUCCUCAUCGUCAUCCUGUCUUGGGUCUCCUUCUGGAUCAACAUGGAUGCUGCCCCUGCCAGAGUGGGCCUUGGAAUCACCACAGUGCUUACCAUGACUACGCAGAGUUCAGGCUCCAGAGCCUCACUGCCAAAGGUGUCCUAUGUAAAGGCCAUCGACAUAUGGAUGGCCGUUUGCUUACUGUUUGUGUUUGCUGCCCUGUUGGAGUAUGCAGCAGUUAACUUCGUCUCAAGGCAACACAAAGAGUUUAUCAGGCUGAGGAAGAAGCAGCGGCGGCAGAGAAUAGAAGAGGAACUGGUGAGGGAGAGCCGUGGGUUUUACUUCCGGGGCUACGGACUGGGUCACUGCCUCCAGACCAAGGAUGGUACAGCUGUGGAAGGGGCCACCGUCUUCAACCCCCCGCCUCCGGUAACCCUGUACGACGGGGAGGUACUCCGCAAGCGUUUUGUGGACCGGGCAAAGCGCAUUGACACCAUUUCCAGAGCCGUGUUUCCUCUGAGCUUCCUCAUAUUCAACAUCUUCUACUGGGUCACGUACAAAGUGCUGCGACACGAGGACAUCCACGCAAACUUGUAA
This is a messenger RNA of Lampris incognitus (smalleye Pacific opah), 1527 nucleotides long. RefSeq names its product glycine receptor, alpha 4a (gene glra4a). The coding region runs from base 160 to 1527 and encodes 455 amino acids. The record is from RefSeq and is a predicted model, not a curated record. The transcript is spliced from 9 exons. Gene Ontology annotation, cellular component: neuron projection; plasma membrane; synapse. Gene Ontology annotation, biological process: chloride transmembrane transport; signal transduction; regulation of membrane potential. Gene Ontology annotation, molecular function: transmembrane signaling receptor activity; transmitter-gated monoatomic ion channel activity; chloride channel activity. Lineage: Eukaryota; Metazoa; Chordata; Actinopteri; Lampriformes; Lampridae.